Molecule: messenger RNA, 933 nt
Organism: Gambusia affinis (western mosquitofish)
Lineage: Eukaryota; Metazoa; Chordata; Actinopteri; Cyprinodontiformes; Poeciliidae
Gene: gosr2
Product: golgi SNAP receptor complex member 2
Exons: 6
Coding region: 198-836 (212 amino acids)
Biological process (GO): vesicle fusion; intra-Golgi vesicle-mediated transport
Cellular component (GO): endoplasmic reticulum membrane; ER to Golgi transport vesicle membrane; Golgi apparatus
Molecular function (GO): SNARE binding; SNAP receptor activity
Source: RefSeq, a predicted model, not a curated record
GAGACAUCUUCGUUUUUGUUUAGAUCUCUGUCAGUUUCCGCUUUCUCAUUUCCGUACACAAAAGCUCUGCUGAUGACGUGUACACACUGCUUCGUCGUUAGCUGGCUAGCUUAGCCACCUGUUAGAGUACAAGGGGAUAAAAUUAAAAGGAUUGAAAGAAAACUAAGGACACAAGGCGUUUCAGCGAAUCCAUAAAAAUGGAGACGCUUUACCACCAGACCAACAAACAAAUCCAGGAGGUGCAGUCUCAAAUGGGAAACCUGGAAAGGACAGACCGCGAAUCAGUUCACUUGUUGGAGAAUGAACUACAGGCUAGAAUCGACCAGAUCUUCACUCAUCUGGAACGCCUCGAGAUUCUGGCCAGUAAAGAACCACCAAACCGCCGCCAGAAUGCCAAACUACGAGUGGAUCAGCUGAAGUAUGAUGUUCAGCACCUGCGGACUGCUCUCCAAAACUUCCAGCACAGACGUUACACCAGAGAAGCCCAGGAGAGAGAGAGGGAGGAACUCCUGAGCCGCACCUUCACCACAAAUGAUGCGGAUACCUCCAUCCACAUAGAUGAGACCUUACAGUUAAACACGAGCCUGCACAAUGCACACCGAGGCAUGGACGAUCUCCUGGGCAGCGGCAGUAGCAUCCUCAAUGGCCUCAGAGAUCAAAGGUCAACUCUCAAGGGGACGCACAAGAAGAUGCUGGAUGUAGCUAACAUGUUGGGUCUUUCUAACACAGUUAUGAGACUAAUAGAAAGGCGAGCCACGCAGGAUAAGUUCAUCAUGAUUGGAGGCAUGUUGUUGACCUGCGUCUUCCUGUUCCUCGUCAUCAGAUACCUGGGCUGACCACGCCUAGGUACUCAAUCAGAUGUGGACAUUUCAGGAAAACAUCAUCCCACAGGAUAUGAAAUUUAAAGUGAUUUUAAUAAAAGGUGCCAUUGUU